Mytilus californianus (California mussel) is the source of this 6271-nucleotide messenger RNA. RefSeq names its product ubiquitin conjugation factor E4 B-like. The record is from RefSeq and is a predicted model, not a curated record. NCBI's taxonomy places the organism in Eukaryota, Metazoa, Mollusca, Bivalvia, Mytilida, Mytilidae. Gene Ontology annotation, molecular function: ubiquitin-ubiquitin ligase activity. The transcript is spliced from 26 exons. Gene Ontology annotation, biological process: protein polyubiquitination. Bases 123 to 3443 code for a protein of 1106 amino acids. Gene Ontology annotation, cellular component: cytoplasm; nucleus; ubiquitin ligase complex.
GUUAAAAUGUGACGUCACAUCUUGGAAAAGAAGAAAACACAAAGACACUUUUACCUUGAUUUUAAAAAAAUAAGGAACUUUAUGGUAGAAAAAUUCGAGUCAAAUACCUAAUUAGUGAAGAAAUGAGUGAACUCACUCCAGACGAGAUAAGAAGAAGACGUCUGGCCAGGUUAGCAGGAAACCAGACUACCCCUCCAGAUGGAGACAGGUCAACAGGAACCCAGUCUACACCUUCUAGUCAGUCUUCAGAAAGACAAUCAAGUCAGUCAACACCAAGUCAAUCAUCAGUAGAUACUACACAAAGGCGAACUCUUCCAAGUACUUUAAGUGUAGACCCAAUCACACCAGACUCACAGAGAAGUAUGGAAGUGGAUUCAGAAUGCUCAGAAAAACAAUUCCAGUCUCAGAUGGAUGUUGAUUCUGGAAUAGAAACCAUGGAAGUUGAUGAAACAGAGACUAAAUAUGAUGUGAAGCGUCGACGGGAGGUCGGUGCUGAAGCUAAUGAAGAACAAAUGUUAAGUGCAAUAAGGUCGAUAUUCCUGGUGUCCUGGAAGGAAAGUUCAUCUGAUACGCUUCAUUUACCACAACUGAGCGACUCAGUUGACCAAGGUUGUAUAGAUUAUAAAGAUUUGGUAAAUGAGACAGUAAUGGAAGUUUUGUUGAAGAUAAGAGAAAGCUCUGAUAAUCCUAUCCUGAAACUUAGAACUGUAUCACCAAGGAAACCAGGCUCCAGUCCAAAAACAUCUUUAGCCCCCAGUUUACAAUUACGACGAGAAUUUAAGUAUGAACCAGAGAAAUGUAAGGAUACAGAUUUGAUAAACUAUUUACUGGACAGCUAUGAUAGAGUGGCUAUUGAAGAAAGAACAGCUCCUAAGAGAGCAAGUAUGCCACCUAUGAGUACAAUGUUAUCUUCAGCCAGGAACCAGUGUGUAUGUCAUACAGCAAUGGUUUUACAAGGAGUUUUUACUAGACCAAGAUCUGGAAUGUCCUUAUUAUUACCUUAUUUAUUGUCUCACAAUCUUCCUCGAGGAUUUCUACCAGAACUUGUACAGACAAUCUGUCCUGAUAGAGAUACAUUCUGUAAGAUAUUUGAACCAGUUCUCCACAGUUUAACACGGAUGAUUCAUCCUCUGUCUCUAGACAGUGAUGAGUAUAAGGACCCUCUUUGUGUGUUGACAGAGUUGUGUGAAAUAAAAAGUGGCAAUACAAGGCCAGUCUGCUCACUGAUAGUAAAACAGAGUAACUGGUUACCAGAUUCUUUAACACAAGCUGCAGGGAUAGAGUUAGAGAAGUUGUCUGUGUUAGGACCAUUUCUUGGUUUAUCAUUGUUUGCUGAAGAUAAUACUAGAGUGGUAGAGAAAUAUUUUUCUGGCCACCAGUUAACACCGGACAAUAUCAGGAUUACUCAACAGUCAUUACAACAUGGCUUAGAAUUUGUACGAAAUGAAUUAUAUAAGAUAACACAUAAUAUUCUAGUCAACUCUGAUAGCAGAGAUGCAGCCUUGUCUUUCAUAGCCACAUCUUUGGAGAGAAACUCUAAAAAGUCUCAAAUACAGGUAGAUGAGCGAUAUGUUGCAGGAGACGGCUUUAUGUUAAAUUUGUUAUCAGUUUUACAGAUGUUAACUGUUAAUAAAAUAAGUUUAGAAAAGGUAGAUCCUUAUUAUCCAUUUCAUCCUAAUUCCCGUGUCAGCAUUAAGUCAGAAACACGACUCCGAGCUCUGCCUAAUGAUUGUGACAAGUGGACAGAAAAACUCAAAUCUGAGAAGAAGCCCCCAUGGCAGGAUCCUAAAUUUCCUACGGAGUGCUUCUUUGUGACGUUACACUGCCAUCAUCUGUCUAUUGUGCCUGCCACACGACGUUACCAACAAAGGUUGAAGGCCAUCAGGGAUGUCAGUCGUAUGGUCGAUGAACUGGAGAAUACAGAACCAAUAUGGAGUAAACUUCCUAAUGCUGCUAGAAAUAAAGAACUUCUAAAGAAAUGGAAAUCUCAGGUCCAGAGACUAAAUAAAAGUAAACUUUGUGCUGAUGCUGCUGUGUUAGAUGAAUCUCUGUUACGAAGAUGCUUACAAUUCUAUGAAGUCCAUUCUGAUUACAUGUUAAAAGUAGCUGAUCCUAAAAGUUCAGGAGUAACUCUGCCACUUCCAACUGACGUACCCAUGCAGUUUGCUGCUUUACCAGAUUUCUACAUAGAAGAUUUAGCAGAAUUCUUACAGUUCAUUCUUCAAUAUGUGCCCCAUGUGGCAGACGAUCCCUCCAUGGACAGAAUACUACACUUGUUGGUAGUAUUAGUGUGUAGCAGUAAUUAUAUUGGAAACCCUUACCUGAUAGCCAAACUGGUAGAAGUUAUCUUUGUGAUGAACCCUGCCGUACAACCCAGGAGUCAGAGUCUCAACGAGAAAUUUUUAAUGCAUCCAUUAGCUUUACAACACUUAGUUCCAGCUCUCAUGAACUUUUAUACAGAUAUUGAAUCAACAGGAGCUAGCAGUGAAUUCUAUGAUAAAUUUGCUAUACGAUAUCAUCUUAGUAUUAUUCUGAAAGUGAUGUGGACAAUACCAGCUCACCAGAACAGAAUGAUAGAGGAAGCCAAGAAAGGCAAAUCAUUUGUGAAGUUUGUUAAUAUGUUAAUGAAUGAUACAACAUUUUUAUUGGAUGAAAGUUUGGACUGUUUAAAACGAAUUCAUGAAAUUCAAGAGGCAUUAGAAAAUACAGAAGAAUGGGAGAAACAAUCCAGGGAGCAGCAGCAAUCACGACAACGACAACUAGCUAUGGAUGAAAAACAAUGCCGAUCAUACCUCACCCUUGCCACGGAAACAGUUGAUAUGUUCCAUUAUCUUACACAGAAAAUUAUUGGUCCUUUUCUGGACUCGCAUUUAGGUGACAGACUGGCAGCUAUGUUAAACUUUAACCUUCAACAGCUAUGUGGUUCAAAGUGUAAGAACUUGAAAGUGAAAAACCCAGAGAAAUAUGGAUGGGAGCCUAAAAAACUGCUGGAUAGUUUAACAGAUAUAUACCUACAUUUAGACUGUGAUGCUUUUGCUAAUACUAUAGCUAAUGAUGAGAGGUCCUAUAAAAAGGAAUUGUUUGAUGAUGCAAUAGGUAGAAUGAGAAGAGCCAGGAUUAAAACUGAACAAGAGAUUGAUAAAUUCCGUAAACUACAAGAUAAAGUGGAAGAUUUGGUCAGGGACAAAAACUUAGCUGAAACAGACUAUGGGGAAAUUCCUGAAGAAUUCAAAGAUCCUUUAAUGGACACUUUACUAGAUGACCCUGUGAUAUUACCUAGUGGAACAGUCAUGGAAAAGUCCAUUAUAAUGAGGCAUUUAUUAAAUUCACAAACAGACCCAUUCAAUAGACAACCUCUUACAGAGGAUGAAUUAAAACCAGCUACAGAUCUCAAGAAGAAAAUUCAACAAUGGAAGAUUGAGAAAAGGAAGUCAAAACGUUAGAAUGAUUGAAAUGUUUGUUAUGGGAAUGGAUGAACUGUCAUGGAUGUUUGUCAGAAAAACUUUUGUCGAUUUAUCCGUGAAAUAUAUGGACUAUUUCAAAGAUUAUGCUUUUGUCAUAACUGACAGCUGUAUGGACCAUCUCAAAGAUGAUUCUUGGCUGAAAUAAUUCAUUUACUUUUGUGAAUGUGGAUGGAUUGUAUGACAGGUCAAUUUUCUCUGAUCUGUAAAAAUAAUAAGGAUUUAAAACCAUAAUAUUUUAGCUACAGGCUUAAGUUGGAGUAACUUUUUAUCAUAAGAUGUCAAAACAUUUCACUUGGUAGCAUUUAUUUUACUAGAAAAAGAUUUAGCAUUUGAUGUGUCAUAAAGAGAAAAUAGUUCAAAAUGGUUAAUCUACAUAACUUUGAAUGUAGUAGUUAUUACUUCUGAAAUGUUUGUCUUAAUAUAAAGUGUUAGAAUAUACAACAGUCUAUAAGGAAAUUAAUGGCUUCAGAAACAGUGAAUCUUUAUGUACAAUAGGUUUAGGUUGGUUAUAUGUAUUACAGUUAGUCAAUGAUGACUGUAAAAAACCAAAUCACUGACAUGCCAAAUGUUAUAAAGAUUUUUGUACUUUGUCUUAGGUGUGAUAUAUUUUAUGGGUCCCAUGAUCUUUGUUCUUGAUGUCAAAUAAUGUUUCAAUCUGAUUUAGAUACAGAUCCCAUGCCUUACUAACAAGGAUCAGAUAAAGCUCACUUCUACUUUCUGUUUAAAAAACCUUUCGGGAUCCUCUGGAUUUGUCAUAAUGAUUCUCACCUUCAGAAAUUUCAUUGACUAAAAAAAUGUAAUAAUUACAAGCACAGUAAGAAGGAAGGAGUGUUGUCAGAUCCUUGUAAACAAAAAGUGGACACAGGAUCUGUAUUUUAAUAAGAUUGUUGAUGUUUUGAAAUGUUCCAUGACAUGUAAAUGUUGUGUAUUUAUUUGAGAGAACAUCAGAGCUAUAAAAUAGCUAUCGUUCUUAUUUAGCUUUUGUUUGUUCACUUUUCUCUGACUCCUGAAGAAGUAACAAAAGAUAAUAUCAUUUGUAAAUUACAUUUUAUGAGUGUCAAUGUGCAAUCUGGUUUGUAGUUGUUUAGUUUCCUUAUUAAUAAGAUUUGAUUCUUUCAAAAGAAUUUUGUGUGCAAAUAAAGAAUAAGCAUGCUUUUCCUGGGAUUAGGGCAUUUAUAGUUUUCCAAGCGAAGGGUAUGAAGCCUUUGAAGUAAUUAAUUUUAAUAGCUACUACAUUUUGUUUAAUAAGUCUGUCAACACUGAAGUUGCAAGUUCAAACCAUGCUCUUGGCAAUGUGUGUUGUUAGACUUUGGUCUUAAUUGACUAGGAGCAAGAAUAGAGAUUUUUAAAUGUUUCAUUUUACAAAUAUCUGUUAAAAAGAUUGGACUAUCUCAUCUUUAUGUAAGGGAAUAUUGACAUUGGACAUACACCAGUUGUUUCUGUCAUGGACUGUUCUCGUAUGGGAUAAGGAUAGGUAUGGAAUCCAUUAUUCUUCUCAACUGAUAAACAAUGAUAUUGAGGAUGUUCGCUACUCUGUUUCAAAAUAACAAGCUUUUUAAAAGACUGUUAUAAAUAGGUAGUACUUAAAUAAAGAAACUAAAAAAGCAGAAAAAAAUAAUGGGUUAGCGUGCUUGUUUUUGAGAUAUAAGCCUUUGAAAUUUUUUGGGAAAUGAUUCUCUCUAGAUUUUUCAUACAUUUAACAUUGACACCUUUUUUCUUUCAAAAACGAUGAAAAAAUAACAAGGAUUUUAUAAGAUUUUCAAAGAUGACAUUUCAAACUAUAUGUAAUAAAAUUAUGGAAAGAAAGAUAGGGGUUAGUGGGCAAAAUUUUUAAUGGCACUACAUGGAUAAAACCAGAGGAUUCCGUAAAUCUGGCAAACAUUCAAAAACAAGAGGAGCGAACAUACUUAAAAGACAUUUUUUUGGCUAAUUAUUCUUAUUUGAGAUCAAGAAUAACCUGCAUUUUCCAAUCUGAAAAGCUCACGAUUUGUUGGCCUAAUUAUUUAUAAGAAAUACAUCAUGAUCAGUCUAUUUUGCUAAAAUGUUUUGUGAUACAAACUUUAAGGAGUGUUUAUAAAGGCAUUUUAAUGUAUAUGAAUGGACAUGGAAUAGAUAUGUGUGAAUAUGUGUGUUAAUAUGCUCAGUUUUGUUUUCCUUUUUCUUUAUUGCAUAGAAAUUAUAUAAGUUUGAUACUAUAUAUAUACAUCUGGUCAACAUGUCUGUUAUUACAAACAAAAUAAAAAUCUACAGGAGUGAAAGAAAACUACUAUUAUACUAACCAAUCUCCCAUUGUGUACACAUUAUAACAUUAAUCAGUGCACAAAAACACUUGUUGAUCAAGUGGUAUACAUAGUGCCAUUGAUGUUAAAAUGUCCAAUAUUGCAGGCUGUGGAAUAUCAAUCAUCUAUCUUUUUCUCUCAAUCUACUUGCCAACUUUAACAAUUUGGUUUUGAUUAAAUGAAAAAUUUAGCCCCAAAAUUUUGGAAUAAGAUUGGCCAAUUCAAAAGUUAACCUUAGAAAGAAAGGAGUGAAAUAUUUUGUCACUAUUUUGGGAUUGAUAUUUACAUAUUAUCCUCUUUGAAAGUUGGGCAGUUUUAAACAUAGUAUAAUUGUUCCCAUUGAAACCUGAAAAAAUAAAUAAAUUUUUAUUCAUUUCAUGGUUUUUAUGGGUUCUUCAGUAAUAAUUUACAGAGUCUCAAGUCUCUUUAAUUAGAUGUGUAUACAUCUUUGUGAUAUACAUACAUUAUUUGAUUUAAAACUAUGUACCAGCAACACUGAUGUAUGACCUAAUAAAAUAUUACAGUUUC